This is a messenger RNA of Carya illinoinensis, 825 nucleotides long. RefSeq lists its product as uncharacterized. Lineage: Eukaryota; Viridiplantae; Streptophyta; Magnoliopsida; Fagales; Juglandaceae. The transcript has 2 exons. The coding region runs from base 1 to 825 and encodes 274 amino acids. The record is from RefSeq and is a predicted model, not a curated record.
AUGGGGGACUAUGGGGGGAUUGGUGCACCAGUGAGGGCCUUGAAAGAUCUGUUCCCUUUGCUCUUCCAAUUGGCAAGUGCCAAGGAUGUCUCGGUAGCAGAAGUCAUGGAGGCAACGAAGGGACAACUACUUUGGAACGUCAAUUUUAGCAGGAUGGCACAAGAUUGGGAAAUGAGCAGUUUUGCAGACUUUUACAGCCUUAUCUACUCCGUUAGACCAAACAGACAACAAGAGGAUGCUCUGUGGUGGUCCCCUGCAAGUAAAGGUAUUUUUUCCGUGCGAUCAUUUUAUAAGGCCCUCACCCAAGAGCCUAUUAUUCAGUUUCCCUGGAAAAAGAUAUGGCAUCACAAGGCCCCUCCCAAAGUGUCAUUUUUUGUUUGGACAGCCUCCUUAGGUAAGAUACUGACCACCGACAAUUUGAGGAAAAGGAGGAUUAUUAUCGCGGACUGGUGUUGCAUGUGCAAAGGAGCCGGUGAGUCGAUGGAGCACCUUCUCUUGCAUUGUGAUAUAGCAAGGAGUCUCUGGAAUGAAGUCUUUGGACGACUGGAUAUGGCUUCGGUCAUGCCAAAAACCGUGGAGGCAGCCUUGGCUUGUUGGGCAAGCUUGAGAGGUCGGCAACCUAUUAAAGCUAUAUGGAAGAUGAUCCCUCUUUGCAUUAUGUGGUGUUUGUGGCAGGAGCGCAACGAGAGGACUUUUGAAGACCAGGCGAGAUCGAUGGAGGAGCUUAGAGCUUUAUUUUUUAGAACUUUAUGUAGUUGGGCUAUUGCUGUUGACUUCAAUGGCAUGGCCCUUCAAGAGUUCCUUGUCUCUAUUGUGCCUACCUAG